Messenger RNA from Amorphotheca resinae ATCC 22711, 2435 nucleotides. RefSeq lists its product as hypothetical. The coding region runs from base 198 to 2165 and encodes 655 amino acids. The record is from RefSeq and is a predicted model, not a curated record. The transcript is spliced from 5 exons. Lineage: Eukaryota; Fungi; Ascomycota; Leotiomycetes; Helotiales; Amorphothecaceae. Gene Ontology annotation, cellular component: SBF transcription complex; MBF transcription complex. Gene Ontology annotation, molecular function: transcription regulator activity; DNA binding; protein binding.
CUCUAAUUCUCCACCCCCACAAAGUCAAUACUGCCCCCCUGUCACGACGCGAAAAGAUUUCAAUCAACGCGAAUUGGAAGCCUGACUCAAAUGUAACACGUUUGCCCUCUAUCUUCACCUUAUUUUCUUCGGAACUUACCGCCAUACCUCGUCUUCCAAGAUCCCCACCGUCUACAUUGUAGCAACAGGAGCGCAAGAUGGUCAAGCCUACGGGGCCCGGUGUCUAUACGGCAACGUAUAGUAAUAUCCCAGUCUACGAGUACCAGUUUGGAGAAGGCCUCAAGGAGCAUGUUAUGCGCCGCCGUUCUGAUGACUGGAUCAAUGCGACACACAUUCUGAAGGCCGCCGGUUUCGACAAGCCCGCGAGAACCCGAAUUCUGGAGAGGGAAGUCCAGAAGGAGCUGCAUGAGAAGAUCCAGGGUGGAUAUGGCAAAUAUCAGGGUACAUGGGUUCCCCUCGAGUCCGGUCAAGCCUUGGCCCAGCGCAACGGCGUAUAUGAGAAACUCCGCACCAUCUUCGAGUUUAUCCCAGGCAAUCUGAGCCCUCCCCCCGCUCCAAAACAUACCACAAACAAGCCAAAGGCGCCUAAGAAGCCUGCGGUUCCGAGAUGGGGAAACAAACCAGUGCCCACACCGCGUGGUGUCGACGACUAUGAGAAUAUCAGCGCCCAAUUGAAUGAUGAUGAGAGUAUGGCAGACGAUGUUACAGUUGCUUCAGCUUCAUUCAUAGGUGAAGAUGACCGGUAUGAUGUCUCUGCGCAGUCAACUGGCCAUCGCAAGCGCAAACGUGAGGAGCAAGCCCGCGAUGCCGCCGAACAAGCUCACCUUAUCUGGGCCGACGAGCUUCUCGACUACUUCAUGAUGUCAAACGAAGCACCGGGUAGUGUUGCAAAACCAGAACCACCCCCUAACUUCCAACCUGAUUUCCCAGUCGACAAUCUCAGGCACACUGGGAUGCACUGGGCGGCCUCUAUGGGCGAUGUUGAGGUCAUGAAGCAGAUGAAGAGAUUUGGUGGAGAUAUUGCUGCUCGAAACGAGCGGGGCGAGACGCCAUUGAUCCGCGCUGUGUUGUUCACCAACUGCUUGGAUAAGCAGACGAUGCCGGCAGUUGUCAAGGAGCUAAUCGAAACCAUUGAUCAUGUUGACAAUUACGGAUCGACAGCCAUUCAUCACGCCGCCAACAUUACCAUGAGCCAUCACAAGAACCAUUGUGCUCGCUACUAUCUCGAUGUCAUCCUCAACAAGAUGCAAGAGGUGCUAGAGCCAGAACACAUCCAACGUCUCAUUGAUGCGCAAGAUGGCAAUGGUGAUACGGCAGUGCAUCUCGCGGCUCGAAACAAGGCCCGGAAAUGUGUCAGAGCGUUGAUGGGGCGUGGUGCAUCGGUUGACAUCCCGAACAACAACGGCGAGACGGCUCAGGAGCUCAUUUCAGCUCUAAAUUCAGAGCGCCUUCACAAUCGUUACCCGGCCGCAUCCUCCUCACCAUUCGCACCUGCCCAUUACGAACCACCUGAUGAUCCAAACUAUACCUCCCGUCACACCGUAUCUCACAACUCUGAGGCUGCCAUGUCCAUUGAAAACAAGAUCACCCCUCUCGUUCUUGAUAAGUUCCGCGAAUUAGCGGCCUCUUUCGACGAAGAACUGAAUCAGCAAUUUGAAGCAGAGAAGAAUGCCAAGAUGAUCCUGAACAAGACGCAGAUGGAGCUUGCUCAACUCCGCGAUGAGAUUCUCGAGCUCGGCUACCGUGCAGAGGAUCCCGAAACAGAACAAGCGAAUAUAAAUGAGCUAGAACGUACGAAAAAGCUCGUCACCUCUCUUGUCGAACAGCAGCAGAAAGUUCAACUUCAAGUGCUAGUGCAACGAGAAGAGACCAAACAGAAUGGUCACGUGCCACAAGGUGAUGAAGAUGAUAUGGCUGAGCGACUCAUGCUAGCAAAGACGUUACUUGACGAGCAAGCCAAGAGACAGAACUUAGUCGAGGCCUAUGUCGAUGGGCUAGCGAAGGCUGGCGCGGGCGAAAAGGGAGAAAAGUACAAGCGGUUGAUAUCCAAGUGCGUGGACACGGACUUUGAGAAUAUGGAUGAGAAUCUGGACAGUUUACUGGAGCAGUUGAAGGAGGAUAAGGCGGCGAGGAUGGCAGAGGUUAUUGACAAUCCUGAUUUCUAAAUCCCAGUGGAGGUUUGUUAUCUUGAUGGUUGGAUAUGUGUGAUGUUUGGUGUUUGGGUACUUUGUCGAGUCAUCAGAUGUGGUUUAUGCAUCAGCGCGGUUUGGGCUUUUGUAGGUAGGGCUGGCGUUAUGAGGGUGUGAAUGAUCCACAUGAGUAAGUAGGAUACUUCCCUGGAUCCAUGACGGGACUGCGAAUCUUCUAGCUGAGAGCGGUUAUGCUUUCAUGGAGACAAUGAAACAUUGAAAUAUAAUCGGAUAUGGAGUGUGCAU